Molecule: messenger RNA, 5477 nt
Organism: Cyprinus carpio (common carp)
Lineage: Eukaryota; Metazoa; Chordata; Actinopteri; Cypriniformes; Cyprinidae
Product: myocardin-related transcription factor B-like
Exons: 17
Coding region: 664-3276 (870 amino acids)
Biological process (GO): smooth muscle cell differentiation
Source: RefSeq, a predicted model, not a curated record
ACUCGGGCAUGCUCGGGGUGCUGGUGCCGAGCCCACAGAGCGAAGCAGUGACCCAUGACCUGGAGGAAUUGUCUCUGCAGCCCACUCAGAACCUUCCACCCAUUAAAGAGCGCAAGAAUGUGUUCAGUGCUGUUGAGGGUUAACAGCUGCAGCUCUGUAGUCCCGCCUCUCCUGUCAGUCAGAGACGGAGCCGGAGCCGAAGCACUGCAGAGAGCGCUGACUCUCGUGGAGAACUACACCCCCACAAACACUCGCACAAGCAAUCUAGAGACAGAGCCGGUGAAGGAACUUGUCGGGAACGGUCUGGAAUCGAGCUAUACGCCGGGGAAUUUCCUGCCAGUUCUCGCCAUUUUGCCUCGGUCCUCAUUUCUCACAGCAAUCCAUGGGACUCCAGACACGGCAACUCUCCGAUCCGUCUCUCAGCUCCAUGGCCUGCCUUGAAGUGGAGACCUUGAAUGUCUGCAGGGAUUGAGAGAGAGGCCUGGAGCCACAUAAAGGUCAGUCAGGGUUCAGCAGAGAACAUCAGGAAUGACAUCAUCUCAACAAACACUGGGAUGACUGCAGGCAUGUCAUGUACCGGCAUAAUGAAGUGAAGAUGAUUAUGUGCUUCAGUUAAGACUCCAGCAGAGGCGCACACGCGAGCAGCUCGCAGACCAGGGCAUCAUGCCACCACUCAAAACACCUGGAGCUUUUCACGGGCAACUCAGAAGUCUGGAGAGGGCAAGGACGGAGAAUUUCCUCAAGCAUAAAAUCCGCAGCAGACCUAACCGCGCUGAACUUGUUCGUAUGCACAUUUUACAAGAAACCCAUGCAGAACCUUCUUUGCAAGCCACUCAGAUGAAACUAAAGAGGGCACGUUUAGCAGAUGAUCUCAAUGAGAAGAUUGCACAGAGGCCUGGACCAAUGGAACUGGUGGAGAAGAACAUUCUGCCUGUCGACAUUGUUGGAGAACUGGAUGUUUAUAACUUCAAUGAGGACAGCAGUGAAGCUCUGUCUCCAGAGCAGCCAGCUAGUCAUGAGUCUCAAGGCUCUGCAUGUUCUCCUGUAGAAGCCAGACUGCCUGAUCCAUCCUCUGUUUUGCCUCCGACUGGCUCCAAACUCCAGAGUUCAGACUUCCUGAACAGAACAUCAGCAGAAGAUGGUCGAGUAAAGACUGUCACUCAGCUAGUCACUGCUGCUACUCCCACAAAGCCUGGACCCACCCUUGUGAAGCAAAGCCAGCCCAAACAGUCCAGUGACAAGAGCCGAAGCAAGAAGAGUAAAGAACCCAAACCACGAAUUAAGAAGCUCAAGUAUCACCAGUACAUCCCGCCCGACCAGAAGCAGGAACCUAAUGAAGCCCCGAUGGACUCAGCAUAUGCCCGGUUGCUUCAACAACAGCAGCAGUUCCUGCAGCUCCAGAUCCUCAGCCAACAGCAACAGCAUUACAAUUACCAGACCAUAUUACCAGCACCACUCAAGCCAGUAGCUGAGAGUCAGAGCAGCUGCCCCAACAUCACCCUGAGCACCAGCCCUAGUCUUCCGGCUCCCAUUGUGGUAUCUCUGCUCAAUGCAGCUCCUUCACGUCCCAACAACACUGUGACCGGUCGUAAAACCGUGUCUCUGCCUACCAAGCUAGAUGAGAUGAAGGUGGCUGAGCUUAAGAUGGAGUUGAAAUUGCGUGGACUUCCUGUGUCCGGCACAAAGACAGAUCUCAUAGAAAGGCUUAAGGCCCACCAGGAGAGCUCUCAAUCUGCUACAACCAUGGAUACAAAAGCUCCUCUACUGCCUGACAUCAUGAGCACAACUCCCCCCAUUUCUCCUGAGCAGUCAGAAGCCUCCAACCUCAGUAUGGAGGACUGCAGAGACAGUCCCACCAAAGCUCUAUGCAUGUUGUCUCCAGCCCAUCCACCAGCAGGCACUUCACCCCUCAAACCCACAGCUGAAGACAUGACCAUGGACAUCAAGGUGUCCGAAAAAGACCAGCGUCUUCACGAAAAGGAGCGUCAGAUUGAGGAACUCAUGCGUAAGCUGGAGCAGGAGCAGCGGCUGGUGGAGGAGCUGAAGAUGCAGCUGGAGGUGGAGAAAAGGAGUCAGCAGGGUGGAGGGCAGCAGCCUGAACCCAAUCCAUCAGUCCAGGUCAAAGAGGAGAACGGUGCCGCCCAGAGCUGCAACUCCAAGCAGAGUCCCCUGCCACAAACUACAGUUGUGAAACAGGAAGAGCCACAUGCCCAGCUGCACCACGCCCCAAUCCAGCAGUUCUAUAUCAACACCCAGCAAGUCCCUCAAUUACUGCAUCAGAAGACACUGAAGAAGACACUGAUCAACACUCAGCCUGCCACACAAAUCCUGCUGCCUAUCAGCCUGCCCAACAACCCCAUCAGCACACAGGCGCAGACCAUUCUCCAACCAACAUUGCCUAGCAUCAUACAAACACCACUUCUGCAAACACAUACGUCCAACAACACAAUGUUACAACAGCAUUCAAGUCAGACUCCAUCUCCACCUCAAGCUUUACCCAUGUGUGGAAGCUCGUCUUCUGGGUUUGAGUACAGGCAGAACCAGAACCAGCCCAUGGCAGACAUGCCCCAGUGCUUUCUCAGCAGCUCACCCAGACACACAAAUGGACCCAUUAACAAACCUCCCUCGCCCUGUCAGCUCAACUAUAUCUUUCAGCCAUCGACGUUCCCUAAUCACCAUAGCCCAAAGAGCAAAGACCCUCCCCGUUACGAGGAGGCCGUCAAACAGACCAGAGGUCUACAAGCCACAAUGCAGGUUCCCACUGCUACCAGUCAGCACAUGGACGAUUUGUUUGAUGUUUUGAUCGAGAGUGGAGAAAUCUCCCCUCUGUCUAGGCAGGAUCCCUCUCUGGACAAACUUCUUCCGGUGACAGCAAACAUCACCACCCUGCCCUUUUUGAUUUUGCUGUAUUGUCCUCUCUGUCUGGUAAGUGUCGCCCGCACACCCAACCAAACCCAAGCACCUCCAUCCAGCCUGGUGGCUCUGGCCUCCGAUAACCAGUUGGAGGCCCUGCUGGAGGACGCUGAGCCACGGACCCUGAGACUGAUGGAGGAGCUUAAAAACCAGCUGCUGGAGCGGCCCCACUCCCCAAUGGACACUUCAGAUCUGACCUUCACCGACACGCCGCCUUCCGCCCUCCCUCUACAUGAUGCAGGCCUCGACAACAUGGAAUGGUUGGACCUUACGAAUCCAGGACGUGCUGGUAUCUGCUCACCGACUGCAGUCUUUUCAUCUGAUUUCUUGGACUCCACUGAUUUACAGUUACACUGGGACUGAGCUCACAAAUGGAUAGAGAUUGGAGACAUUCUGAAAAGAUCUGCGGUGACACUUAUAGAGCUCAGUGUUUCAGAACUCUUGGGUUCUGAGGAUCUGUGUGCAAACCACUCAUAGUGUAGCAUCAUCUUUUCUCACUUGUGCCUAUACGUGCAGGUUUGUGUACUGUUACUGUCGCCAACAGCUCUUUCAAGGCAGAAGAAGAAUGUAGAGACACUUUUUUUUAACCUGUAUAUUUAGGCAGUCCAUUUGUCCAUAAAAAUCAUUAGGGUCCAAACUUUCAAGCUCCAAACAGGACAUACAGGUAGCAUGAUCUAAUUAAUCCAUAUGACUUGACUGGUAAAUUCUUUAUUUACACCAAAACAUCCAAACACUUUCAAAUACUUUAAAUUUGGCUUCAAGAACCAUAAAGUUGGCAUGAAAUUAAAACCACAUUCAUCUAGGUGAGCAUGUAAUUUAAAAAAAAAAAGACCUGUUAAUGUUUUUUUUUUCAGCAGAAACCCAUACAUUUAUUCUUUCACAAUACAAUGUACGUGUACGUCACAAUACAAACAUUUCAUCACAACUCUAAAUGUCAAACCUCACUGAAUCUUGCACAUCACGUGACCAAUCAGCAUAAAAGCUUAAAAUCAGUACAUCAUACAAAAUGAUUAUUAUGGAUUCAUUAUAUGCUACUUCUAUAUCUGUUCUGAAGCUUGAAAGUGUUGGACCCCAAAAACAGCUGAAAACUCCUUCAAAAUACCUUCUUUUGUGUUCUGUUGAAGAAAAAAAACAAGUUUGGAACAGCAUGGAAGGUGAGUAAAUAUUGACACAGGUUGGAAAUUUCAGACAUUUGUGAUGGAAACAUUGUGCCAUGGUAAUUGUUACAAAUGUGAUGUCAUCUUCAUUGAAGGAAUCUGUUUAAUGGCUUAUUUACAUUCACUACCACCUGCCAUGGUCAAUGAGCUGUUAACCAUUGCAUUAGGAUACUUGAAAUUGUGGCAGCUAAAUAAUAGCAUUCAAUUUCUAAACACAUGAAAUCAUCCAGUGCAUGGACUGGGAAAAGGCCCAACCAAAGAGUUUGUUUACCAAUCCCAGCAUGAGGCCAAAGAGAGGGAGGGAGAGAGGCACACAAAUGCCUGACUAGGGGCCAUUAUUAUCCCUAUCAAAAGAGUAGAGCUAGAGAUAUUCAGCUCUUGCAUUCUGAACUGCCACUGUUGCGUGUCUUGACCAGACAGACAACACUAAACAGGACCAGUGAAAUUUCCAUAUUCAGAUGAGGCGAUCAGAAUUACAUCAGAGAGCAGCUGUGACUCUUUACUGCAGCACAGUAGAUGUUUGUUUUGGAUGUAGAUAAACUGCUGAGGCCCAGAUUCACCAUAUUUCACAAAAUUUGAGCUUCUUCGUAACCACUGAAAUACAGGUAGCUGGCAGGUAAUUUGCCUUUGUUAAUGUACCUAAACCUCAUAUUCUCAGUUAUUAUUAAGAAUGGAUUUCUUUUCAGACAAAUUGUCUUUUAGAUUAUUUUUCUAUAAAAUGUGACAAUGUAGCGACAUCUGCUGGAACAGACAGCUGAAUGAAUUUCUUAUCACCACUCCCUUCACUAUGAAAUGUUUUCAUUCAGUGUUUGGCAGAUGAAACGGCAGAUUUCUCUUUAGACACUUUGUGAAAAUAUGCCAAACAUGCCAAAUAGUGCACUUACUUGACCUUGGACUGAACUCAUUGACAAUCAGUUCCUUAUCCAAACAUGUUGUCAAAAAGAAUGUAUUUCUAUAUUUAGAAAUGUAAUUUCUAAAGGGAUAUCAUAGUUCUGUCUCUAUAAGAGACCUAAAGCUUUUACUUUUCUAAACAUACCAUUUUUCUGCAUUUAUGCAGUUCUCACAUAUAUUUUUAUCACACAUUUUAUGUCUCUAUAUAUAUUUUUUAGUGUGAAAAAAGACCUGCGGUGGAGUAAAAUCCUUUUGUAAGACAUGUAUAACUUUAAAGAUUAUUAGGAGUUCUGUACCUUUUUUUCAACAUGCCUAUCAAAGUAAUUGCUCUGUUAUGAAGAGGUAAAGAAGAGAAAUAGUAUGCCUCAUAUUUUGCACAGUGUAUAUAUUUUUACAAAAUACAUUUUAUGCAAAUGUAUUUGUGCAACUGUAAAUAAUGUUUUGAGGUUAUCUUUGUACAUAUCUUUAUUGUAUAUACAGCCUUUUAUCAUUAAAAUGUUUCUGUUUUUGAAAACA